AGGCAGAGCUCUGGUAGAAGAAUCACGUUGACCCGGACCCGGUAUGGCCAAAUCGGAUCUGUUCCUCUGAUAUUCACAGUAUAUUUUCCGCGUUUCAUUGCUUCGUUCCUUGCUGAGGCAGGAAAGCUUGCUGGCUUAUACAGUGCAAUGAUUGUGAUUUUGCUGAAGAGUACCCUGCAAAUCGUAGCUUUGCUUCAAAUCACAUUAGUAGAAUUUGGGGGGAAAUCUACUUCUAUUUAUUUUCUUUAACAUAAAUAAGCCUAGGCGUUGCUCGGGGAUGAGUACAGCUAAACAACCAUGAACCAUAUCAACCGCAGUACAUCAUCUCAAACUUCGACUUCAGAGAAACCAAAUUAUAGAUGGCCUCUCAUUCCUCUUUCUGUCCUCAUUAUUUUGCUUUCUUUCCUGAUUUUUUAUUACUACUCUCUGUCUCUGACCACCAAUGCUCACUUUCCUGCAUCAUCCAAAACAUUAAAAUUAAAGUUCACUCGAUGUUCCAGCCAAGCACUAGCCUUAAGUGAGAAAUUCCUGUGGUAUGCACCCCACAGUGGGUUCAAUAAUCAGCUCUUGGAGUUUAAGAAUGCUAUUUUGAUGGCAGGAAUAUUAAAUCGAACUUUGAUUGUUCCUCCAAUUCUGGAUCACCAUGCUGUUGCUCUUGGUAGCUGUCCCAAGUUUAGGGUUUUGGAUCCUAAUAAGCUCCGGAUUUCUGUUUGGAAUCACGUGAUUGAACUCAUUCAGAGUGGAAGGUAUGUUUCCAUCGCUGAAAUUAUAGACAUCUCACCAUUAGUUUCUUCCUCGCUGGUUCGUGUGAUUGAUCUCAGGGAUUUUGUGUCAAUAUGGUGUGGUAUCAGCUUAGAUUUGGCUUGUUUAAAUGAUUCAAAGGUCCAGUCGUCUUUUAAUAUCAGACAAAAGCAAUGUGGUUCCCUGUUAGUGGGUGUCCAUGGGAGUGUUGACAAGUGCAUAUAUGCUGUCAAUGAAGAUUGCAGAACUACAGUAUGGACUCGCCAUAUUGGUAAUGAGGAUGGACUGUUAGAUUUGUUCCAACCUGAUGAGCAGCUGAAGAAGAAAAAGAAUAUAACAUAUGUUAGGAGACGUAGAGAUGUAUUCAAGACUCUUGGACCUGGUUCUGGGGCUGAGUCAGCCUCACUGCUUGCAUUUGGAAGCCUUUUUACAGCCCCAUACAAAGGUUCUGAGUUAUAUAUAGAUAUCCAUGAAUCUGUUCAGGACCAAAGGAUCCGAUCUUUGAUGGAGAAAACUAAAUUUCUUCCAUUUGUCUCCGAAAUUACAAGGGCCGGAAAGAUGUUUGCAAAUGCGACCAUAAAAGCUCCAUUUCUUUGUGCACAAUUGCGAUUGUUGGAUGGGCAGUUCAAGAAUCAUCGGAAGGCUGCAUUUCAUGGUUUGAAGCAAAAAUUAGAAUAUUUACAGCAGAAAGGUCCUCUACCUAUACAUAUUUUUCUAAUGACUGAUCUUCCUGGAGAAAAUUGGGCUGACACUUACUUAGGUGAUCUAAUAAGCGAUUCGCUUCACUAUAAGGUAUAUUUCUUGAGAGAGGAUGAUGAGCUGGUCAGACAGGCAUCCAAACAGCUCAAGGAAGCUGGUUAUGAGCAGAGGUUUAUUCCAUAUUCGGACAAAGCAGCUGAUAAAAAGUAUUGUUUCAAUCAAAGGUUACCUGAUGUACUUCUUUAUGUGGAGCAGGCAGUAUGCAGCUGUGCUACGCUAGGCUUUGUUGGAACUGCUGGUUCAACUAUUUCUGAAAAUAUAGAGCUACUAAGAAAAUUUGGCAUGUGUUCAGGUCAAAGUUGACAGCUUUGUGAAAAUGGCUUGCAAAGUUUUAAAUUUUGUUCGAUUGAUGGAGGGCAAGUUCAUCUGAAUUUUGCACCUUAAAUCACGUCGCACCAGAAAGCCAUGUUUCUUGUUCUUGUUGCUUCAGGUGAUCAGUCUGCAACGCUAAUCCCAGCCAUCAAGUCCUUGUCAAAGUCAAGAGACAGCACGAUGUCAAGGGCCUCGUCUGGAUUUUGAUUCAAUAAGAUCGUAUCAUUUUCAUCCCAGCCAUCCAUCUGUCUUGUGAGUUGCGAAUAAAUGGCUAGGAUAGAUUCUUAUUGAUCAAAAUUUGCCUUUCCCCACUAUAGGUAUGAAUCUUCGCCAAAGUUGUUGGCAUAAGAAACAAAUCCUCCUAGUCCACUGGUCAGAAGACAGAAUGAUGUAAUUCUGCAGAAAACAGUGAAAAAAUAGAUGAAAAUUAUUGUCUUUCGAGAGGAUAGUCUAUCUUCUCCGUAGUGUUGAUACUUCACAGGAAAGUUUCUCCAGCCAUUUUCAAAAAAGUAAAAUACUUGUGAGUUACAAACUCACAAUGUGAAUUUUGUUAUCAUAGAUAAAAGUUCAGUUUCUGGCGGACUUGUUUCCUAUUCAUGUCUAACGGAAAAUAACCACUUUAA
Molecule: messenger RNA, 2435 nt
Organism: Neltuma alba
Lineage: Eukaryota; Viridiplantae; Streptophyta; Magnoliopsida; Fabales; Fabaceae
Product: O-fucosyltransferase 30
Exons: 3
Coding region: 298-1803 (501 amino acids)
Source: RefSeq, a predicted model, not a curated record